GCCGCGAACCCCCCGGCAGCCGGCGGCGAGUGGUCCGCGGGUCGGUGGAGGGGACGCGGGUGGGAUCCAGGCGGCCGCCGCAUCCCCCGAACUGCGGGAGUCGCCGGCGCGGCGCGGCGCGGCCGGGGAUGCGCCCGGCAGCUGCAGCUCCGGAGGUGAUGAUUUUACCGGGCUGAAAAAUAAAAUGCCUCUGAAAGCCGGGGUUUAGAGCAGUUUGAGCCGUGCCAGCCGUCUCUCGCCCUUUCCUCGAGGGGGCAGAGAAGAAGGUAUUUCAUGGAGCCAUUGAGCACUAACAUCACUUUGCUCAUCUGAGAGCAAACAAGCUGGACACAGCCAUGGGGGACUCUCCAGCAAAUGUCGUGGAUGGAGGCAUGGACACACAGACUGAACUGGUGGAGAGGGUGGCAGCCAUAGAUGUGUCUGUUGUCCCAGACAGAAAGGACCAAAAUGGUGAAGACAACCCUGAAGAAAAUGACACAGUCUUUUCUGAUAACAUAAAGGACAUCCAAAGAAAUGGAGUCAGCAGUGAUGUGGGAAUCAAUGAAUUUCUGCCUUCCCAACAGUCAGAAGAUGCUCACUUGAGGCAUGUUCCCAAGAGACCUCUAACCAGACCUGGUCUAUCAAGUAGGAAGUUGUCCCUUCAGGAAAGAUCAUCGGGAGGUUAUUUGGCUUCUAGCAACACUCCAGGUUGUGGUCCUUAUUCCACAGGGCCAUCCCCACGUAUAAUCAGGAGACCAACAAUAGAGUCCAAUCGGGUCUCCAUAUCAGACUCUGAGGACUGUGUGCAAUUAAACCAGUACAAGCUGCAGAGUGAAAUAGGCAAGGGCUCCUACGGCGUGGUGAAACUGGCCUACAACGAGGACGAUGACAAGUACUAUGCUAUGAAAGUCCUCUCCAAAAAGAAGCUCUUGAAGCAGUAUGGAUUUCCACGUCGGCCUCCUCCCAGAGGGUCCAAAGCAUCCUCUGGAGAGCAGCCCAAGCCCAUGGCACCCCUGGACAGAGUCUAUCAGGAAAUAGCCAUCCUAAAGAAGCUGGACCACAUCAAUAUUGUUAAGCUGAUAGAGGUCCUUGAUGAUCCUGCAGAGGACAACUUGUACAUGGUGUUUGACCUCAUGAGGAAAGGGCCUGUCAUGGAGGUGCCCAGUGAGCAGCCCUUCAGCGAGGAGCAGGCUCGGCUCUACUUCCGAGACAUCGUCCUGGGCAUCGAGUACUUGCACUACCAGAAGAUCAUCCACAGGGACAUCAAGCCUUCCAACUUGCUCUUAGGAGAUGAUGGCCACGUCAAAAUUGCCGAUUUUGGUGUCAGCAAUCAGUUUGAAGGGAAUGAUGCCCAGCUUUCCAGCACAGCAGGGACACCAGCCUUCAUGGCACCAGAGGCCAUCUCACAGACUGGCAAAAGUUUCAGUGGCAAGGCUCUGGAUGUGUGGGCCAUGGGAAUCACCCUGUACUGCUUUGUUUAUGGGAAGUGCCCUUUUAUAGAUGAAUAUAUUCUGGGUCUUCAUAAUAGGAUCAAGACCAAGCCUGUGGAGUUCCCAGAAGAAGCACAGAUAAGUGAGGAGCUGAAGGAUCUGAUACUGCGCAUGCUCGAUAAAAAUCCAGAAACGAGGAUAACAGUCCCUGAAAUAAAGGUGCACCCCUGGCUGAGCCGGGGCGGCGCGGAGCCGCUGCCGCUGGAGGAGGAGCACUGCUCCGUGGUGGAGGUCACCGAGGAGGAGGUCAAGAACUCCGUGAAGACCAUCCCCAGCCUGCCAGCCGUGAUCCUCGUGAAGGCCAUGCUGAGGAAACGCUCCUUUGGGAACCCCUUUGAGGUCCAGACGAGGCGGGAGGAGAGAUCCAUGUCUGCUCCAGGGAACCUGCUGAUAACACAGGGCAGCAGAGAAGCCGCCAGGGACCCGGAGCUGCCCGACGUGUGCGAGGACGAGGCCGCGGCCUGAGGGGCAGCGGCGGCUGCCCUCAGCGCCCUCACUGCCCUCAGCGCCCAGCACGGAGCCAGCCUGAGCCCAGCACGAUGGCGGGCAGCCCCACGAGCCGGGCAGGAGGACGGGAGCAGCUCCAGCCAUGAGCUCGUCCAUGCGCGCCUCGCUGCAGCCGAGCGCCUCGGCCUGCUCCUCUCAAGGGUCAUCUUCCCCCCACAGACUUUCUCCUUGUGUUGCUGCAUUCUCUACUUCAAGCAUCAGGGGGGAAAAUGGUGUUACAAGAUGGGCUUUAUAUGGGAGGGCAGCUGUUUUAUUUAAUGCACUUGUGUACGUCAGGAGUCCUGCUCCUGGCGUGGAGAUGAAGGCAAAAUGGAUAUCAGCUGAAUGAGGAGGAGAUCCCGCUGUUGGAUGGACAUCGUCCCUCCCUGUGUUUGUGUUUCUCUUUCUUCCCUUUUCCUCCCAUCCCUCAGUUUUGCACAGUGUCAGUCCUGCCCCCAGCCGUGGCUUUAGGGCAGAGCUGUAAAGCAGAGGAGUUACAGGAGAUUCCCUGGCUGUGCCGUGAGCCCUGGAAUGUCACAGAGCCCUGGAGCUUGGGGAUAUGCUGCUACACACAACAGCUCAGUGCUCCAAGCACGUCUGCCAGGGCUGGGAAUGCACCCCAGCAGCUGCACCCCAUCCUGCACCCAUGGACCAUGUUCCCCAGCUGAAAAGAGUGGCAGGUUUGGGAUUUGUUUUAUUUCAUUUCCUUCUCUUCACUUAUCUCUUGUGUACCUGAUGCUUUUAAACUUUAUUUUCAUAAAAAUGACCCAAACUGGGAGAGGUUCCUAGGAUGGAAAAUGUUGGUGGAGGGUUUUUAGAAAGCUACAGAGCACAAGUUCACAGCUUGAUCUUUUGAUUUUUAUUUUUUUUAAAGGCUUUAACUUUUAAUUUUAAGACUCUGGUUUUUAUGCAUGUGCUGUUGCUGCUAUUUUUUCCAUUGAUUGCUUCUAAACUUGGGGUUAGAAGCUUCAUCUCAAUCGUUUGACAACUGGUAAGAGAUUGCACUUAAAAAGGUAAAUACAAAAAAGCAAAUACAGCCAUUUUUGUGGCUGUUGACUGUACAGACUGUGGAUUAUCAGGAAUGUCAUUCUUCCAUUCAGAGAGUAAAAACCAGUGAUAUCCAUCUGUCAAAAUAUAUGUAAUUAUUUUCCCUUGAGCCUUAUGGGGUCUCUGAGCAUGCCCCUGGGAAGCCAGUGGGAUUGGAAUCUUAUUUUAUAGCACUUCGAGAAAGGACAUGAUUAAAUUUGGUUCCUACAUAAUCACCUUAGUGUCUGUUUUUAGGCUAAUCCUGAGGACUUGGGACUUUGUUCCCUCAUUUUUUGUGCAGGGGGACACAUGUACAAGGGUCGUUGGUAGUGCCUGGUGCAUCCUGGUGCUCCUGUUCUGUUUGCUGCAACCUCGUUUGAUGGUUCCUAACAUUUUACAGCUGGGCUUUGCUGUUGGUGCCUUCUGUCUGUCCCCAGCCUGUCACCUGCCCUCACUCAUCCUCAGCCACCUCAUUGGGAUGCAUCUCACCUGUAAAUAUUGGCAAAAUGGGAAAUAACAUGCAGCUUCUCUAUUGAAUGGAGACCUUUAAUGCUGACAGCUGGUGUUGGAUCCUGUAAAGGUUGCUGCUGUGGAGCUGAGCUCUGCACUGCUGCUUCCAGGUGCUAAAUCCUGCCUGGUUUUUGGUGUCUUCAUCAGCUGUGAGCUCAGCAUCCUCUGAGCACCAGGAGGAUGCCCUGAUCCUUCCCCCAGCCUGGGACACGGGACUUUCUGCUUGGAUCCUGCUGCUUUGUAAUGAGGAUUUAGGUGCCCAGAGGUAUGAAGUGAAAGGUCUGAAAGCACAGGGGAUUCUGCAAAUGGGAAAGAUUGUCCAGGUGGAACUGCUGCCUGUGGAAGGGACAGUCUGUGGAUACAAACUGAUCUGUGCUGUGGUGCCACCUGCUCCUGCUGCAAACCAGGGGCCAAGCUGGGAAAACUGUCCUCCAGUUUGUGGAAAAAUCUUUCUCCAACUGGUGUCCCCAGGACAGAGCCAGGGAGUGACCUUGGAGCACAGACACAUCUCAGGAAUGUGCCCUAUCCUAGGCAGAAAAGGGAGUUCUGGUAAUCCUCAUCACUUCUGAAGUCUAAGCAAUACCUGGGUUGUGCUCAAAGAGCUCUAUGAAUGCAAACAUGGGGUUAGUUACUGUGUUUUUAAUCCGUGGCAAGAAUAAUUUGAUAACCCAGGCAGCUGGGGUUAUUUUAGUGAUGCCCAAGGGGUUGGGAGCUGGUGGGGAAGGCUGCAGGAAAGCUGUUCUCAGCCUCAAUUAAUGCAACCAAACAAAUGAUGAGUUAUAAAUGAGCUCCAUAUCCUGUUCCUUUAAUGGUACCUCAAUUCAUCACUUCAGUUUUGGAGAGGAAUGGGUGUUUUUUAUUAUUAUCUCAAAAUAUACUUAGAAAUAUUUGCCCUUUGAGCUACAAGAAAUCCUUCUGGAGCUGUUCCCACAGGUGCAAGAACCAAGCCCUCGAGCUCUGAGCUGGUGUCACACCUUGUUUCUUCAGCAAAUCUGCCAACAGGCUUUCCUUUCUAGCCCAGAGAUCACCCCUAUCGUGUCACAAACAGCAACCUGAAAACCUGCAUGAAAUGAGAUGAAAAAUGUGCCCUGGCAGCAGGAGAAAUGCUCAGAUAGGCAAAGCCAGGCUCUACUCACUCAGCUGCAAUGAAAUCCUUGCUUGUUUAUGUGUAUGUUAGAGCAGCUCAGGGCAACUGGUUCUGCUCUGAAGAAAGGAAGAGACUGAAGAGAGGGGAUUUAUUUGAGAAUAAACAUCCCAGGCAAGGCAGUGCUUUUAGCUCUUGAGUAAAAUCAUUCUCUUUAGCUGGAUGGGUAAAUAUUUGUCUGCUCCUCUCUGUGAUGGAGGAGAUGGGGUUCAGUGUGGGCUCUGCAGAGCAGGUGUGGCACAUUCGUGCUUUGGUGUGUGCUGUGUUUUUCCCCUCCAAAUCCUUCUCUCUGCUGUUCCUGGAGCACUGGGAUGCUCUGGCCUGGGUCAGCUGGGCUUGGAGUCACCAGGAGGGCUCCUUUUUCCCAUCACCAUUGCAUCUGGUCAAGUUUUCCAGACUCUUCCAGGCUGAGGAUGAUUUUCUUGAAAGAAAUUUCUCAUUUGGAGGAACAGCACAUCUCUUUGAUCUUCAGGAGGUGGAUUUGUCUUGCUCAAUAAAUGGCUCUAGGCUUUUGGUUUUGGGGGGUAGUGCUAGGUAAAAAUCCUGGUCAAGUCUCUUGUGUGCUCCACUGAGGAAUGCACAGUCCGUGUCUUUAACCCUUUGGGCAGGAAUGUGCUGCUGUCACUGUCACAGCUGCAAGCAGAUGAGGUUUCAGCAUCAGGGCAGCUGGUGGGAAAGCUGACUUUGUGUAGGGCUCCAGCCAGAGGGAGCCUGACAAGGGACAGGGUAGCUGCUCCACGCAAAACAAACAGCGGCUCCAUAAAACAACUCCCAGGGUGCAAUUUCAUUCCUGAUUUAUUGCCAGACUUGCAAGGAGGAGCUGCUGGGAGAAAUUUCAUGUUCCUUCAGCACAACUCUGUCCUGAAGCCUUCGGCAGCGCUGCCAUGGGGGAAUUUCUGCGUUUGUGGUGUGUGGCUGGGAGCUUGUUUGCCUUCCCCAGCUCAGUGCUUUCCCUCCCAUCUUGCCCAGGACCCCAUGAGCUUUGUCCCACCAGCCCAAGGCUUUGUCCCAGCCCCUGAGAGGCCCAGGCUCCCCCAGGGACAGGGAUUCUCUGCUCUGAAUUUCCCAAGGCAGGAGGGCUGUGCUGGGGGAUGCCACUGAGAGCCCAAGCACCUCUGCUCUGGAGGCUGGAAAGCAGAGUGGAGGUUUUGUAUGGAAAUGCAACCUGGAUGAGGUGCCAAAGGUUUGUAGUGGAGUUUGCUGAGCAGAGCAGUGCAAGGCAUUCCUUUCUGGCCCAGAUCCUUCUACACAAGUCCAUGCUCAGCUCAAGUCCCUCCCAGGCUGAAUUAACCCGCAUCACGCCAUGACCCUGUUGCUGAGAAUGCAGCCUCCCAUGGGAUGAGGGAAGGAAAGCAGCUCCUCAGUCACUGCCCUGCUCCUUCCCUUCCUGGAGAAAAGCCAUGUACACUCAGAGCUGCUGCUGGCAGAGCCCAGACCCUCUGUCAGUAUCCACAAGCCAUCCAAGUGCUCCCAAAAAGCGGUGUAAAUUCAAGAAAAUGUGAAUUGCAACUCCUGAGGGUACAAUGCAGAUCCUCUGUGCUGUAAUUUUGCUGCUCUUUCUGAUUUCUAGGCCUGUUCUGUUGGUAUUUCUGUCUCUUGUUGCACUGGAAGUUGAACCUCUGCCCCUGUAUGUGCUCUGCUAUGAUUCCAGCAUGAUGUAAAUGCACUCAGUACUGUGACAGCAUGUGGCUGUUGCACUGUAAAUAUGUACCAUGAAGAGAGAGGCUAUUUUUUGCAUGCUUUUGUACUGUAGAACUGAUGAGAAAAUGACAAUAAAUUCCACAGAGACGA
Molecule: messenger RNA, 6426 nt
Organism: Lonchura striata (white-rumped munia)
Lineage: Eukaryota; Metazoa; Chordata; Aves; Passeriformes; Estrildidae
Source: RefSeq, a predicted model, not a curated record